Apis mellifera (honey bee) is the source of this 2829-nucleotide messenger RNA. It is a transcript of the gene Pdfr, whose product is annotated as PDF receptor. Lineage: Eukaryota; Metazoa; Arthropoda; Insecta; Hymenoptera; Apidae. Gene Ontology annotation, biological process: cell surface receptor signaling pathway; adenylate cyclase-modulating G protein-coupled receptor signaling pathway. Gene Ontology annotation, molecular function: G protein-coupled peptide receptor activity. Gene Ontology annotation, cellular component: plasma membrane. The record is from RefSeq and is a predicted model, not a curated record.
CUGCAACUAGAUGGCGAUGGGGUAGAAGUGUGAUUCCUUGCGCGACUAGCCGCAUCCCUAACGAAUUUGGAACAGUUGACGCGCGUACUUUGUCACGUUCGUGUCGUUUCUUGUGAUUCUAUUGUUAAACUUUUAUUUUUCAUCAUAAUUUUUAACUUAAUUGUGUGGUUAAUCAAAAGAUCUUCCGAUUUUUUCAUAGCAUGUGAUUCAAGUUACAUUUCAUAUUGAAUGGAUGAAAUCGGAUCAAAAUUUGGAACGUUACAUCGAAAUUUGAAUCUCCUGGAAUUUUCAUUCGCGUGGAAUUUUCACCAUUGAAAUCCAGGUUACUGUUCACAAAGGGUAUAAUCGUGCUACUAUGCAAACUAAUAUCUAAUGCUAUAAUUGGACAAGAUUGUGGAGAUGGUGUUAACAAAGACAACGUUAUAUUACGGACGGAGAAUAGCUUGGAUAUAGUUGGCUAAUUACCAUGGAAUCUAGGACUUUGAUCAGCUCAGAUUCUAUUCACUUUCUUUCGGGCAUUUUGAAACGGAAUGGACGAUCAUGGUACGAACAAGAAUCCUGUCAGCAGAACACGACGUUUCCGAAUCAGACUCUAUUCAUGAACGAACACGAGGCAAGAGAUGAACAUCAUAAAUGAAGCAACUAUAUUAUAAUUCAGCCCAAGGCACAAUUUUUAUUUCCAAUUUGAAAUUUAAAUAUCAUAAAAUUUAUCUUAGAACAAGCUUCUACUCUUCUCCAUUAUAACAAAAAAUUUUUGAAAUUUCUCAAGUUUUAAAAAUAGAUGGAAGAAUGAAUAUAUUUCUCUAAUUGAAAAAUAAAAUUAAAAAUAGAAAAAUAUACUAAUUGAAAUCUUUACAAGGAGACUUCGAAAUUCAUUUAAAAAUGAUCAAUAUAAGGGAGUAACGAAUAACAGUGACAAUAAAAUUAUUCUGGCUUCUGAUAAAGCGAACACAAAGAGAUAAUUCGAAGCAGCCCAUCAGCACAGAAAUUUCUUUCUUCUUUGUUCGCGUCUCUCUGUUUAAAGAGAUAAAGUAUUCAACCGGUCAGAAUUCAGCUCGUAGAGAUAGAGGAAACAGAAACAGGUUUGGUUGCGGGGAAAUCCCGGAAUUGAAAUUCGAUUACGUCACCUUGCAAGGAGAAGAAAUUGGUGGAGUGAAGAAAUGAAAGAAGAGGAGAAAAAUGGGAUACGCGUUGUUUACGUGUGAUUUAUCGAGCUUGUGACAAGUGAAAAGGAUGUAGAGGCAAAAGGAAGUAAAAAUGGAUAAUUAAAAGAAAUAUGGAUGUCACUAAUGCAAUUAAAAAUAAUACGCCGGAUUUCUGCAGCGCGAGAUAUAAGAAUUUAAUGCCUCUGGAAGGUGAGUUGUGGUGCGAGCCGGUCUGGGACUCGUUACUCUGUUGGCCGCCGACCAAAGCUUCCACUACAGCCAAACAAAGAUGCCCAUACGAAGAUGGAUUCGAUACAACCAAAUCUGUGGAGAAGAAAUGUGGAUAUAAUGGCCGUUGGGAGGGUCAGAACGGAACAAACAACGAUUCUCCUCAUGGAUGGGCAAACUACACAACUUGUAUGACACCGGAAAUGCUUCGAUUACAUGGAAAAGUUUACACUAACGCCAUUGAGGGUAAUAUGAAGCUGGACAUUGCUGAGAAAACUCGUACCUUAGAGUUCGUGGGUUUAAGCAUCUCUUUAGUAGCACUAUUUGCUUCACUUGCCAUAUUCUGUCGUUUUAGGUCCCUGAGAAACACCAGAACUAGGAUACAUAAGAACUUAUUCGUCGCCAUGGUCGUCCAGGUUUUGAUUAGAUUAACGAUCUACAUAGAUAUCGAAAUCUUGAGGAAGAAAACUUAUGGGAUUCAACGAGGCAUAGGAAACACCCCUGUACUUUGUGAAGCCAGUUACGCACUUUUGGAAUAUGCCAAAACUGCAAUGUUCAUGUGGAUGUUUAUAGAGGGACUGUUCCUUCACAACAUGGUCACUGUAACAGUGUUUCAAGAAAACUCUUACUAUAGGAUGUAUAGGUUCAUUGGAUGGGGUUGUCCUGUCAUGAUGACAUUAAUUUGGGCGACCAUUACAGCAUUCUAUUAUCAUCCAAAAUCAAAAUUUUCCAGAUGUUGGUCUGGAUAUAAUUUGUCUUCCUAUUUUUGGAUCCUAGAGGGACCCAGAUUUGCAGUAAUAUUGCUCAAUUUUUUGUUCUUGUUGAACAUUGUCAGAGUGCUCGUAGUGAAACUUCGACAAAGUCAUACUAGUGAAAUCGAGCAAGUCCUAAAAGCAGUGAGAGCAGCUGUAGUGCUUUUACCACUAUUGGGUAUUACUAACGUGCUCUUUAUGAUCGAGGCACCUUUGCAUAACGUGAGAAAGUUUGCGUUAUGGUCAUAUUCCACACAUUUUCUUCAAUCUUUUCAAGGACUCUUCAUUGCAACUCUUUACUGUUUUCUAAAUGGCGAGGUGAGACUUGCUUUGGACAAGACUAUUUCCGUAUAUCUUUCUUUAAGAGGAACUGAUUUGCAAGCGAGAAGACAGUCAACAUUCAGUGGUUGCCAACCCCAAAGAAUUGCGUCUGUGAUCGAGAUGGAGGAAGAAGAGAUGAGAUCCAGCGGAUGGAUAAGAUUAUGCUGUCGAGGUGGAAAUACUCCACCGCCGGACCGACCUGCCGACUGUUUGACGGAGCCUUUUUGGACUCCUCAAUCUUGGCCAGAAGUUUCCAAAUUCCUCUCAGAUCAUGAAGAUGGACUAUGAAUUUUUUUUUAGAUAAUGAAGAUAUUUAAUCAGCUUGAAGUUUAAAAAUUCAAAAAUUGAAUUUCAAUUGAUGAUUUAAUUAAUAAUGGAUGAUA